CAUAGGUGACCUUGUUAAAACCUUCCACCCUGCGCCUGAUGGAGAUCACUUCGGCUUGAUCACGUUUCAUGAGAAGGCCCAAAUGGUGUUUAAAUUUGCUGACUCACAAUAUCAUGAAAAGAACGCCCUCUUGCAGAAAAUAGCCAAAGAACCUCGUAAGCUGGAACUAUACACCCGUACCGAUCUGGCCCUGAUAAUGGCGAGGGAUCAGCUGUUUACUGAGGAAGGAGGAGACAGACCAGACAAACCAAAUGUGAUGAUUGUACUCACAGAUGGAAGACCAACAAAGCCUAAAGGCGACAAAAGUUUUAACUUCAAGGAGUUUGCCGAUAAAAUAGCGGAAGAUUUCAAAGAUGUUCGAGUAAUUGCUGUAGGGAUUGGUUCUGGUAUAGAUCAGCCUACCCUUCUCUCAAUUGCUCGUGAAAAAGACCAAGUCGUUACGGUCGGAGGCUUCAGUGAGCUGGCAGACGAAAUGAACACAAUAAAAUCAAAGGCUUGUUCCGCACUUAACGGUGGCUAUUCAGAGUGGUCUGAGACUGAGUGCAGUGUGACGUGUGGAGUAGGAGUAAAAACAUCAACAAGAACCUGUACUAAUCCACCGCCUUCUGCUGAUGGAAAGGACUGCAGUGGGCUUGGACCAGCAAAAAAGACAGUUUCAUGCAACGAAGCAAUAUGCCCAAUUGACGGUGGAUACACCGAGUUUUCUGAGUCUGAAUGCAGUAUGACAUGUGGAGGAGGGACAAAAAAUCUGACAAGAACUUGUACCAAUCCGCCGCCAUCUAACGGUGGAAAGGACUGCAGUGAACUAGGACCAGCUGAAAAGACAGUUUCAUGCAACGAAGCAGAAUGUCCUGAGAAAAAUCUGAUAAGAACUUGUACCAAUCCGCCGCCAUCUAACGGUGGGAAGGACUGCAGUGAACUGGGACCAGCUGAAAAGACAGUUUCAUGCAACGAAGCAGAAUGUCCUCCUCUAUGCACAGCUGGACUAGACAUUGCAAUUGUUCUCGACAAGUCCAAGAGUGUAAAGUUACCAAAUCUCGAAAAGGCUAUCACCUUCAUUGGUGACCUUGUUAAAACCUUCCAUCCUGCGCCUGAUAAAGAUCACUUCGGCUUUAUCACGUUUCAUGAGAAGGCCCAAAUGGUGUUUAAAUUUGCCGACUCACAAUAUCAUGACGAGAAUGCCCUCUUGCAGAAAAUAGCCGAAGAACCUCGUAAGUUGGAACUAUACACCCGUACCGAUCUGGCUCUGAUAAUGGCGAGGGAUCAGCUGUUUACCGAGGAAGGAGGAGACAGACCAGACAAACCAAACGUUAUGAUUGUACUCACAGAUGGAAGACCAACAAAACCUAAAGGUGACAAGAAUUUUGACUUCAAGGAGUUUGCCGAUAAAAUAGCGGAAGAUUUCAAAGACAAGGAUGUUAGAGUUGUUGCUGUAGGGAUUGGCAGAGGUAUAGACAAAGGAACACUUCUCUCAAUUGCUGAUAACAAAGAUGAUCAAGUGGUUGAGGUAGAAAACUUCAGUCAGCUUGAAAAGGAGAUGAACACAAUCAAAUCAAAGGCCUGUUCUGAAUAAAGACGCACCGUAUUUAAGACGUGUCUUCCAUCAAAAGGCAAAUAUUGGUGCAAGGAAGCUGCUGCAGUGUUAAUUUCACAAAAUUACUGUAUCUGCAGACGAUAUCGGU
Pocillopora verrucosa is the source of this 1682-nucleotide messenger RNA. The record is from RefSeq and is a predicted model, not a curated record. NCBI's taxonomy places the organism in Eukaryota, Metazoa, Cnidaria, Anthozoa, Scleractinia, Pocilloporidae.